UCGCGAUCCUCUCCUCCACACCCUUCCUGCCCCUGUCAGCAGGAAGGAAGCAGCUACCACAGGGGAAUGAUGACCUGAACCACCGGCUCCAACCAUGGGCAGUCAGUGCUGUAAACCUAGCCCAGAAGAAAAGACACCAAAAUUUGAGAAACUGAAGGCAGAAAAGAUCAAGGGAGAUGUGGCACCACCCCCGCCAAAGCCAAAGCCGCUGCCCCCUAAUGCUGUCAUGAUGAGCACCAAGAUCCAGGCCUGGUGGCGCGGCACGCUGCUCCGCCGCACCCUCCUGCACGCGGCGCUCCAAGCCUGGGUCAUUCAGUGCUGGUGGCGGCAGACACAGGCGAAGCAGAUGCAGAAACAGCGGCAGGAGCUGCUGGAUUUCUAUUUGUGUGAAGUCCGGGCGGCCGUUAGGCUACAGAGCUGGUACCGCAUGUGCCGCGCCCGAAGGCGAUACUGCACUUUGCUCAGCGCGGCCCACAUCAUCCAAAGCUUCUGGCGUCUUCGUAAGAGCCACACCCGCUACUUGCUCAAUGGCAUCUACGAGAUCACAUCAGGCCAGCUCAGACUGCAGAUGGACGUGCUUUUUGGACCCCAAAUUUGCCGGAUUACAGACUGCAUCCCCUUCCCAAUAAAGAACUGACCAGG
Molecule: messenger RNA, 642 nt
Organism: Ochotona princeps (American pika)
Lineage: Eukaryota; Metazoa; Chordata; Mammalia; Lagomorpha; Ochotonidae
Product: IQ domain-containing protein F5-like
Exons: 4
Coding region: 95-637 (180 amino acids)
Molecular function (GO): calmodulin binding
Source: RefSeq, a predicted model, not a curated record